AACUGCAAGAGCUCAUCAGGUCAGGUCCGCCACACUCCUAAACCCUCGGUCGGAGCAAGCCCACCGCACCACUCCAGUCGCCGGCGACGGAAGCGGCGCAUCGGCGAUGGACGGGGCGCACGGGCAGAGGCAGCCGAUGUCUCCGGCGAUCUCUGCUUCGGCGGUGCUCCCGCAGCAGCGGCAGAUGCAGCUCCACCACCACCACCACCACCCGGCGCGGUCGUCCAUCGCCGAUCUCUUCACCCUAUACCUCGGCAUGAACUCGAAGCAGCGGGUCGAGGAUCCAACUAGGGAGACCUCGAACAAGUUGCAGAAGAGAGUAACUGCUAUGAACAGAGAUCUGCCUCCCCGAGAUGAGCAAUUCAUUUCGGAUUUUGAGCAGUUGCACAUGCAGUUCCCAGACCAAGAGCAGCUGCAGGCAGUUACGGAAUCAGUUCUCAUCUCAUUUGUCCUGCAGUGUAGUAGCCACGCCCCACAAUCUGAGUUCUUGCUCUUUGCCACACGUUGCCUGUGUGCUCGAGGCCACCUUCGAUGGGACAGUCUCCUUCCUUCUCUACUUAAUGUAGUUUCCUCCGUGGAGGUACCAAUGGGGCAAGGGGUUUCUGUGACUACUGGUGGCCCGGCAACAUCUUCUUCAUCAGCUAUUGCAGUGCCAAAUGCCCCAAGCUUUCACCCUUCAAAUCCCACAUCUCCAUUGUCAGCAAUGAACACUAUAGGAUCUCCCACUCAAUCUGGUAUCGACCAACCCAUAGGUGCAAAUGUCUCACCCAUUAAGGGAGCAGAAUUCUCUAGCCCUGGACAGCUUGGUCUGACAGCUAGAGGUGACCAGUCUCGCAGGGGAGCAGAAAUUAGUUAUCUGCAUCACUUAUCCUGUAGAAUUAUUCUAGCAGGGCUGGAGUCUGAUUUGAAGCCAGCCACCCAUGCUGUGAUAUUCCAGCAUAUGGUAAAUUGGCUUGUUAAUUGGGACCAGCGACCGCAUGGUGUGGACCAAGCUGAUGCAUUGCAAUUGCAAACCUUGAGGCUUGAAAGACCUUUGCAUGAAUGGAUGCACCUAUGCUUAGAUGUGAUAUGGAUUCUAGUUAAUGAAGAUAAAUGUCGUGUUCCAUUCUACGAGCUUGUUCGCAGCAACUUGCAGUUUCUCGAAAAUAUUCCUGACGAUGAAGCACUAGUUAGUAUUAUUAUGGAGAUCCAUAGGAGGAGGGACAUGGUAUGUAUGCACAUGCAGAUGUUGGAUCAACACCUUCAUUGCCCAACAUUUGCAACUCAUCGGUUCUUGUCGCAAUCAUACCCAAGCAUAGCUGGUGAAUCUGUUGCUAAUUUGCGUUAUUCUCCCAUUACUUAUCCAAGUGUAUUGGGAGAGCCGCUACACGGAGAGGAUCUUGCAAACUCCAUUCCUAAAGGGGGUUUAGACUGGGAACGUGCUUUGCGUUGCUUGAGGCAUGCACUCCGCACAACUCCGUCACCAGACUGGUGGAGGCGUGUUCUUCUUGUUGCUCCUUGUUAUAGACAACAUCCUCAACAAUCAUCAACGCCAGGAGCUGUUUUCUCACCUGAUAUGAUCGGUGAGGCAGUUGCUGACAGGACAAUUGAACUACUGAGGCUCACGAACUCAGAGACUCAGUGCUGGCAAGAUUGGCUUUUAUUUGCUGACAUUUUUUUCUUUCUGAUGAAAAGUGGCUGUAUUGAUUUUCUUGAUUUCGUGGACAAGCUUGCAUCUCGAGUAACAAAUAGUGAUCAACAGAUUCUUCGCAGUAAUCAUGUCACUUGGUUACUCGCACAGAUUAUCCGCAUUGAGAUUGUGAUGAACACCCUUAGUUCGGACCCAAGGAAGGUUGAAACUACAAGGAAGAUAAUUUCGUUCCACAAAGAAGACAAGAGCCUUGAUCCAAAUAAUAUCAGUCCUCAAAGUAUUCUUCUUGAUUUCAUAAGUAGCAGCCAAACUUUGCGGAUUUGGUCUUUCAACACUUCAAUUAGAGAGCAUUUGAACAGUGAUCAGCUUCAGAAAGGCAAACAGAUAGAUGAGUGGUGGAGACAAAUGACAAAAGCUUCUGGGGAGAGGAUGAUAGAUUUUACGAGCUUGGAUGAGCGGGCGAUGGGCAUGUUUUGGGUUCUCUCCUUCACCAUGGCACAACCAGCAUGUGAAGCAGUCAUGAACUGGUUUACAUCAGUAGGAGUAGCAGAUUUAAUUCAGGGACCCAAUUUGCAGCCAAAUGAAAGAAUGACAAUGAUGCGUGAAACUUAUCCACUGUCUAUGUCAUUGCUUUCUGGGUUGUCUAUCAAUCUAUGUUUGAAACUUGCUUUCCAGCUUGAAGAGACCAUAUUUCUUGGCCAGAAUGUUCCUAGCAUUGCUAUAGUGGAAACCUAUGUUAGACUGCUGCUUAUAACCCCUCAUUCAUUGUUCCGCCCGCAUUUUACGACAUUAACACAAAGAUCUCCAUCUAUCCUGAGCAAAUCUGGUGUGUCUCUGCUCCUACUUGAGAUACUGAAUUACAGGCUACUUCCUCUAUACAGGUAUCAUGGGAAAAGCAAGGCAUUGAUGUAUGAUGUUACAAAGAUAAUAUCAAUGAUUAAAGUCAAACGUGGAGAGCAUCGUCUUUUUAGAUUAGCAGAAAAUUUGUGCAUGAAUUUGAUUCUCUCACUAAGAGACUUCUUUUUGGUGAAAAAAGAAUUGAAGGGUCCAACUGAGUUUACUGAAACACUUAACCGCAUAACGAUAAUAAGCCUUGCUAUCACCAUGAAGACACGUGGAAUUGCUGAGGUCGAACAUAUAAUUCAUCUUCAACCAUUAUUAGAGCAAAUUAUGGCAACGAGCCAGCAUACAUGGUCAGAGAAGACUCUAAGAUAUUUUCCUCCCCUUAUUCGAGAUUUUUUAAUGGGGAGGAUGGAUAAGAGAGGCCAAGCUAUCCAAGCAUGGCAGCAGGCUGAGACAACUGUUAUUAAUCAAUGUAAUCAGCUACUCUCACCAUCUGCUGAGCCAACCUAUGUUAUGACAUAUUUAAGUCACAGUUUCCCUCAGCAUCGUCAAUAUCUUUGUGCUGGUGCUUGGAUGCUGAUGAACGGACAUCUAGAGAUCAACAGUGCAAAUCUUGCCCGUGUUUUGAGAGAGUUUUCACCCGAAGAAGUUACAGCAAAUAUUUAUACAAUGGUUGAUGUUCUUCUGCAUCAUAUCCAACUUGAGCUGCAAAGAGGGCAUCAAAUUCAGGACUUACUCUCUAAAGCAAUUACGAAUCUUGCUUUCUUUAUCUGGACACAUGAGUUACUUCCAUUGGACAUUCUUCUGUUAGCUCUUAUUGAUAGAGAUGAUGAUCCUUAUGCUUUACGCCUUGUGAUAAAUCUCCUUGAAAGACCGGAACUUCAGCAAAGAAUUAAAGCAUUCUGCACUUCGCGUUCUCCAGAGCAUUGGCUAAAAAAUCAGCCUCCAAAAAGAGUAGAACUUCAGAAAGCCCUCGGUAACCAUCUCUCAGGGAAAGAACGUUACCCCCCCUUUUUUGAUGACAUUGCUGCUCGUCUGCUUCUAGUCAUCCCGUUGAUAAUUUAUAGGCUUAUUGAGAACGAUGCCACAGAUAUCGCAGAUAGAGUCCUUGCAGUUUAUUCUACCUUUCUGGCCUUCCAUCCUCUAAGGUUUACAUUUGUGCGUGAUAUUCUUGCAUAUUUCUAUGGUCAUCUUCCAUCCAAGUUAAUUGUUAGGAUCCUCAACGUGCUGGGUGUUAGCACUAAGACACCUUUCUCAGAAUCAUUUGCCCAGUAUCUAGCGUCAUCAAAUUCAUCUAUUUGUCCACCACCGGAAUACUUCGCCAACCUUUUGUUUGGCCUUGUUAAUAAUGUCAUACCUCCUUUGAGUUGCAAGUCCAAAUCAAACCCAUCGGAUGCUGCUGGCAGUACAGCACGCACAACUUAUAACAAGCCUUAUACAUCUUCCGCUGGAGGAAUCAGUAACUCUGAUGGUCAGAGGGCAUUUUAUCAAAAUCAGGAUCCUGGAUCAUAUACACAGCUUGUUUUGGAAACAGCAGCCAUUGAAAUUCUCUCACUUUGUGUGCCAGCUUCUCAAAUAGUAUCCUCUCUAGUUCAAAUAAUAGCACAUGUACAAGCAAUGCUCAUACAGUCAAAUAGUGGUCAUGGAAUGUCAGGUGGUUUGGGCCAAAACUCUGGGGUGCCGACUUCUUCAGGUGGGGGAGUUGAACCUGUUGGUGCCAACCGACCAAACACCACAGCAAGUGGAAUCAAUGCAUCUAACUUUGUUUCUAGAAGUGGCUAUUCCUGCCAACAAUUGUCUGUUCUGAUGAUUCAAGCUUGUGGUCUGUUGCUGGCACAACUCCCACCAGAAUUCCACACACUUCUAUAUGCAGAAGCAGCCCGGAUCAUAAAAGAUUGUUGGUGGCUUGCUGAUAGUUCAAGGCCUGUUAAAGAGCUUGAUUCUGCUGUUGGGUAUGCACUGUUGGAUCCUACUUGGGCUUCUCAAGACAAUACAUCUACAGCCAUAGGUAACAUCGUUGCCCUUCUUCACUCGUUUUUCAGCAAUCUUCCACAUGAAUGGCUUGAAUCUACCCAUACCGUCAUCAAGCAUCUUCGGCCAGUCAACUCAGUUGCCAUGUUAAGAAUUGCUUUCCGCAUAUUGGGUCCCUUGUUGCCUCGUCUAGCCUUUGCUCGACCUCUGUUCAUGAAGACCUUGGCUUUGCUGUUCAAUGUGUUGGGGGAUGUAUUUGGGAAGAAUUCUCAGGCUUCACCUCCUGUGGAGGCAUCGGAAAUUGCUGACAUAAUUGACUUCUUGCACCAUGCAGUCAUGUAUGAGGGUCAAGGAGGUCCCGUUCAGAGCACUAGCAAGCCCAAACUAGAGAUAUUGACGUUAUGUGGGAAAGUAAUGGAAAUUCUGAGGCCAGAUGUGCAACAUCUUCUAUCCCACCUGAAGACUGAUCCAAACUCUUCAGUUUACGCAGCUACUCACCCCAAGUUAGUUCAAAACCCAUCUUAGUAUUACAAGGCCAUGGAGGAGAACUGACAUAUUUCAGUCGGAAAGAUGGGAGGUUGUUCGAAUGUGUUUCUAGAAGGCGAGAUUCUAAUUGCCGCUGCUUGUUAAAUGAAAAUUUGCUUGCUCCUUAUGGCCAUCACAAAUUCAUGAAUGAAAAUUAGCCUGUUAAAUGAAAAUUACAAGUUCAUGAAUGUUGUAAAAUAGACCAGACCUCAUCCCCUAGAUCUUGCUGGAGGGAUAAAGGUUGAUGAUUUACAGUAGUUGUAACUAAUAGCUUCAUUAGGCCGGGAUGUAGAUUGAGAUUGCCCUAGUGGUUAGAGAGAGACAUUAUUCUCCCGAUCCAUGUUUUCACUUUGUAGCUAGCGUUGUUGUACAUGAAUGUAAAAUACUUGAUUCAGAAUUUAUAACAUAAACACCAAAUUCUAUCAGGCC
Oryza sativa Japonica Group (Japanese rice) is the source of this 5398-nucleotide messenger RNA. Its product is annotated as mediator of RNA polymerase II transcription subunit 23. Gene Ontology annotation, biological process: positive regulation of gene expression; regulation of transcription by RNA polymerase II. Lineage: Eukaryota; Viridiplantae; Streptophyta; Magnoliopsida; Poales; Poaceae. Gene Ontology annotation, cellular component: mediator complex; transcription regulator complex. The record is from RefSeq and is a predicted model, not a curated record.